GUAAAUUUUUUAAAUGUUUAUGCUUUUAUGUUUAAAAUGUGUAGAAAAUAUUACGUAUAGGGUAUUUUUAUUUUUGUUCAUAAAUAUGAUACAAAUUAAGACAGCCUUUGUAACUACGCUCCACGUUGUCAGGGUAUGAUACAAAUUAAGGCAGGGGAUGUUUUUUCAUGUUCGUUUUUGUCCGCCACUGUUCCGAAAAAUGUAUGGUGUUAUUUUAUUAUUUAUGCAUCUUUUCUUCCAUAAAUCCUUUAAAAAGUUGUAUAUUACUUCACUGUAUCCAAUAAUAUUGUAUGUAUUCUCAUAUUAUUGUAUUAUAAAAUACUACGGCAAAUCUAAGCCAGUAUUCCGCAGAGCGGCCAAUGUUGUGGUUUGAAAUAAGCUGAUGGCAAAUACGGGUUUGUUUCGCCAUAAUUAAUGCAAUUCUGAGCGAAUUCUCUUGCUUCUAGUUAGCAUAAACGAAUAUCUAGAUACUUGACUUAUAUGAGACAAGGUUUUUUUUCCUUAUAUAACGUGUUUUUAGGUGGAAAUAUGAAUUGAGUAUAUCUUGUGAAUGUGAACUACUUUUUUUUCGUUAACAGAUUACGUUGGCGGCAUGUUUAUUGCGUAAAAAAAUUAUGUGAUUCCGUUCACAAUUUUCCUUUAUAUCAUCGUAAUACGAACUUUACGUUAUUUAUCUUAUAUCAGCGUGAAACCAACAGUAAAAUAUGUUCUUUCAAGCACAGUAGUUUUGAUUAAAAUGAUUUUAUCUCAAUUUUAUCUACGGUUGUGUUUUUGGUGGCAUACGUUUACUGGAGUUUAAUUCUUGUUGCCGAUGUGCGAUAAUAGUCAUUAGCAGCUUGAACAGUUUUCUCAGCUUCAGUUAUAACUAGGAUUAAAUAUAACAGUAUAUUUCCCGAUUGAUCUUUGAUCUAUAUAUUGAUCUUUGAUCUUUAGCGAAUAAAGUUAUUACAUUAAGAUAUCUCAGUUCUAUUCUACAUAACAUCAUUUAUAACAGCUACGGUAAUAGUGUACUGUAGUAUGAUAAUUGAAAUACAAGCCAAACAGAUGUUAUCCAAUUCGGUUGUACUUAGAAAAAAUAAAAGUCGUUUCUCGUUCGGUUGUUCAUGGCUGUAUACGUUCACGCAACGAGUAUACGUUAAAACCAUACUUUUAUCAUUCUCUUUUGCUGUUAUUGAACUUAUGCAAUUAGAAGAUGGGAUAAAGUUAGGCUAUUGUAAUUUGGUCUCUCAUAAAAUCGGACUAUCGUAAGACGAAUUAUCGUGACUUGAACAUCACAGCUACCUGUACACUGUAUAAACCUUAUUAUUUCUUUACAUACUCUAGACACUCAAAGGAUUAAAGCUAGGCUUUUUUCACUUUACUGUAUUUAUAAUGCUAUAAUGUACUAUACAGUAAAUUCUAUAGUACUAUAUGUACUGCAUAAAUAUAAUUUUACUUACUGCGCCAUUGCGGGAUUGGCGCCUUUGACUGGGCUAGAGUUUCGAAAGAAGGUGUGCAGCGGCCGUAGACUUUAACAUGGGUAGCUUAGCGUCAAAAAUCACUCUGCGUCGGCGGCCAGGAACGGAACCCCUGCUGCUAACCGAGGGCCGCCUAUUUGGUUGCAUUACGUACAUUAAUAAUCCAGUCUACUAAGAAUUCCUACCUCAGUAUUGUCAUUUUCUUAAUAUGUUAAUACCAGUAGUCACAUUCUCUAGUGAAACAUUUUCUUUAUUAGGUUUUAUUGCUGUUUCCAGCCUUGCAAAAAUGUAUCCAGGUGUAUUGUUUAUUUUUACUAUAUUCACAUACUACCUAGUACAGUAUAGAUUUAUAAAAUCCUCAUAGAGAGGUGCUCAUGUUAUCUUGAGUGCUGUAGACAAUCACACUUGUGGGGUUAAGGAAAUUGUGGCAACUUAAUUGCGUACCCACAGUGAAAUAUGUGAUGAGGUUAUGUAAUUAAAGUUGAUCUGCUGAAUUAUUUACAAAUUUUGUUGAAUCUUCACAAUUCAGUAUAAUUAGAGAUUCUGUUUACCAGUUUUGUACAUGAACUUUCCUGUCAGAUAUAUACUUAGCUAUAGUCUCCGAUGUUCCCGACAGAAUUUCAAAUCUCGCGGCACACGCGACAGGUAGGUCAGGUGGUCUACCCUUCCCGCCGGUGGGAGGCGGGUGUAUGAACCAAUCCCGUUUUCUAAUCAGAUUUUCUCUGUCGCUGGAACCGGCAACACCUGUUGUGGAUUCCUCCUGAUAGUUGAUUUCGCUCUCGCUUGCCUAGGAUCUUUUAUGGACGGAUUAUUGGUGACGUACUGGAUCUUUUUGGCUUGGCAUACGCUUUUCGUGGACUGUAUAGAUGAAUGGAAAUCUCUUUCUUCCUACUUGAGGAAGUUGGAGAGAGACAGGGUGCGUAAGGCUUCCUCCAGAAGCUCGAGUAGGUCUCGCGUUAGCUAGCUAGAGUUAGAUCCUAACCCUCUAGUAGAAGCAGAUCCUUCUUUCCCUGUUUCAGCCCCUGCGCCCUGCGUCGAACCCGAGGAUACGUCUUUGGAGGUGGCUGCGAUGAAAGCCAUGAUCCGCAGCGUGGAGCUCAAGAUCCGCUCCUUGGAGAAAGGUAAGAGUGAAAGUGGAAGUGAUUUGUGCAGUGCCCCCAGUGUUGUGGAGGGGACGUCUGACCGGCUCCGUAGCGCUUCCAGGCCUAGACCUCUUCCAGACUCCUAGACCCAGUGGAGGAGAAAAGUCGACAGCCGCAGGAAGGUUAGGGAGAACCCCCACCGGUCAGGCGUCCCUUCGGCAGAUCCUGAUGUGCGUUCCCAGGCUGCCUCGGACCGCAUCAAGAAGGACAUUCUACGCCAGUGCUUCUCUUCGUUUGCUUCGCCAUCGCCGAAGCGUGGAUGGAGCUCCCCGGAAGCUUCGCGCCCCUUGAAGAGAGCCUAGAAGCCGCCCUGCAGCUCCCUGGCUUCCAGCCCGGAAGUCUUUCCAGAGGAGCCUUCUCUGGAUGUGAAGAGGCCCAGGAGAUCUCAAGAUUGCUCUUCUCCUGUUUGCCUCGCUCUUCUUCUCCGGAAGAGGAGCCUGAGAAGUCCCCUUCUCGUAUUCUCGCUGGGCUCCAGGCACAGAUUUCGGCCCUUGCUGACUCCUUGGCUGGUAGUUCUUGUUGGACGAAGGAUGUUUCUCUCCCCAUCAAGAAGUCCAGGCGCCCGUCUCUUUACUUACGCUCUCCUCUCCGUAGGCGCUCUUCUCCGGAUGUUGUGGCUUCUCCCGAGCGAGGUGUUUCUCGCGAGAGGCGCUCCUCUCCUGGCAGGCUCCCUUCCUCGUCCAGGCGCCAGUCUGCUUGCAGGCGCUCCUCUCCUGUCAGGCGCUCAUCCCCGAGCGGGCGCCAUUCUCUGGACAGGCGCUCUUUUCAGGACAGGCGCCAGUCUCCUCGCAGGCUCUCCUCUCCCAGCAGGUGCUUUUCUCCUGGCAGGCACUCUCCUCUUGUCAGGCGCCACUCUCCUAGUAGGCGCUCUUCGCCUGGCAGCCGCUCUCCUCUUGACAGGCGCCAAGAGCCUUGCAAGCGCUACUCCCCUAGUAGGCGCUCUUCGCCUGGCAGCCGCUCUCCUCUUGACAGGCGCCAAGAGCCUUGCAGGCGCUACUCUCCUAGUAGGCGCUCUUCUCCCGGAAGCCGCUCGCCUCUUGACAAGAUCCAAGAGCCUCGUGGGCGCCCUCUUCAUGGGAGGCGGUCUUCUCCUGAUAGGCGCUCUCUGUUGUGCAAGUUUUCUUCGACUUCUAAGCGCGCGUCUUCUCCCAGACUCCUCGUAUCCAGCAGGCGCUCGUCUUCAACUGCAUGUGGCUCUCCUGAUGUAUUUGCCUCUCCUGACAGGCGCCAGGCUUCUCGUAGGCGCCCUUCUCCUGACAGGACUGCCUCCUCUACUAAGGACCCUCCUCGUUCUUCGGUGGAAGAGGACCAGGAAGGCUCGGACGACGACUGCCAAGACUGCCUACAAGAAGCUGACCGCCUUGCUUCUCCAAGAGUUUGGAGAUUCCCUCAGCCCUGCCGUUCCUCCGUCUCCGCAUUCUCUGUUUUCGACCUCCAGAACUACGAAGGGUUCCUCGUGCGUCAGAAUGAAACCAACCUUAUCGAUGAAGAAGGCCCUGGGGGGGUUUGGCUUGUGGCUUCUUUCCAAGGAAGAAGCAGGGAAGACAGUUUUUUCCUUCCCCCCCUUCCAAGCUGACGGGACAUACGGGGUUCUGGUAUGAGACGGGAGAACCUUUGGGCCUGGGACUUCCUUCUUCAGCGGAUUCGGACUUCUCUUCUUUGGUGGACGCCACCAGACGUUCGGCCCUUAAUUCCGCCAAGACGUCGUGGGCAAUGAAUGAGCUGGAUCACCUUUUGAAGGGGAUGUUCCGGGUCCUCGAAGUGUUCAACUUUCUGGAUUGGUCAUUGGGAGUUUUGGCCAGAAGGACUCAGACGCCGGACGCCCUUUCGCCAGAAGACCUCCACUGUGUUUUGUCCUGCAUGGAUAAGUCCGUGAGCGAUGGCUCGAGUGAGAUUGCUUCAUUGUUCGGGGCAGGAGUAGUCAAGAAAAGGGUGGUGUACUGCUCCUUCUUGACGAAAUCGGUUUCACACGCCCAGAGGUCUUCGCUGUUAUAUUCGCAGCUCUCUUCUCAGCUCUUCCCCAAGAAGAUCGUGCAGGACAUUUCAAGCUCUCUCUCAGCCAAGGCAACACAGGACCUGCUCGCGCAGUCGACAAGAAAACCUCGACCGGCCUUCUCUGCUAAGGCCAAGAAGGAGAAACCUGCAGUGCAGGAGCCCUUUCGAGGGGGUCCUUCUUCCAGAUCUUCUUCUUUUAGAAAGCGAAGACCUGGCAGGAGAGGUAAAACCUUCUCCAAAUCUAUCAAGACCCCUAAGUAACAGGCAAGUCCUCCAGAUGACAGUAGGCACCAGACUCCGAAGGUUUGCAGAUGUCUGGGCCCAAAGAGGGGCAGACACCUGGUCCCUCUCAGUAGUUCAAAAGGGAUAUCUCAUUCCUUUCUCUUCAAGACCUCCCUUAACAACAACUCCAAGGGAGUUGAUGGCCAGGUACAAGGAUCCCAUCAUGAACCAAGCCCUUGUUCUAGCAGUAGACCAGAUGCUGGAAAAAGAGGCUAUAGAACUGGUAUCAGACCUUCACUUGGUAGGCUUCUACAACCGCCUCUUCCUAGUUCCGAAGUCAUCAGGGGGAUGGAGACCGGUUCUGGAUGUAAGCACCCUGAACUUCUUUGUGGAGAAGAGGAAGUUCUCCAUGGAAACACGUCAUCAGUGUUGGCUGCUCUUCGUCCAGGGGACUGGAUGGUGUCCCUGGAUCUGCAGGAAGCUUACUUCCAUGUGCCGAUCCAUCCAUCCUCAAGGAAGUACCUAAGGUUCAUGAUGCAAGGGAAGGUAUACCAGUUCAGGGCCUUUUGCUUUGGCCUCUCGACAGCCCCUCAGGUUUUCACGGGGCUCAUGAAGAACGUCGCGCAGUGGCUACACUUGGAAGGAGUGAGGAUAUCCCUUUAUCUGGACGAUUGGCUAAUAAGAGCCAGGUCAAGGGAACGUUGUCUGGAGGACCUUCAAAAGACUAUGGACAGGCAAGUUUGCUGGGACUUUUGAUCAACUUCCAGAAAUCCCAGCUCAUCCCCAGUCAGGAAUGUAUUUAUCUGGGGAUUUGGAUGGAUUCUCGGGGUUUUCGGGCAUAUCCGUCCCUGGAAAGGAUAGCCUGAGGCUCCGAGAAAAUCGCAACCUUUCUAGGGAAAGAUGCAUGCACAGCGAGGGAGUGGAUGAGUUUGCUGGGGAGACACUCCUCGCUGGAGCAGUUCGUUUCCCUAGGAAGGUUGCACCUGAGACCUCUUCAGUUCUUUCUGAAUCAAAAUUGGAAUUGUCGUUCCCAGGAUUUAGCGUUCUCCUUCGUUGUCACUCGGUAGAUCAAAAAGAAGCUCUUGUGGUGGGCAGAUCCCAGCAGAUUUGUUGAAGGUCUGUCACUGCAAACCUUGAACCCCAGCCUAGUGUUGUUCUCCGACGCGUCGGAAGCAGGUUGGGGGCCAACUCUGGGAACGAAGGAAGUGUCAGGCACCUGGGAGGGAGAACAGGUGGCCUGGCACAUCAACAAGAUAGAACUGAUGGAUGUUUGGCUGGCGUUGAAAGCCUUCGAGUCUCACGUCCGAGGCGCCGUUGUUCAGGUGAACUCGGACAACACCACAGCUCUGGCAUACAUCAGGAAACAGGGGGGGACUCACUCCUUCUCCCUGUACGAAACAGCGAGAGAUCUUUUGCUGUGGGCCGAGCCUCACCUGAUUUGUACAGGGGGAAAGGAAUGUAAGGGCAGACCUCCUAAGCAGAAAAGAUCAGGUCCUCCCGACGGAAUGGAUGCUUCAUCAAGAUGUUUGCCAGAGCCUGUGGAAACUGUGGGGCAGGCCCCAUCUAGACCUCUUCACCACCUCCAGGAACGUGAGACUAGACCUUUAUUGCUCCCCAAUCUCGGAUCCGAGGGCAAUAGCAGUGGAUGCCCUUCUGCUGGAUUGGAAGGGUCUAGAUCUGUACGCUUUUUCUCCCUUCAAGAUCCUGGGAGAGACCCUAAAGAAGUUCGCCGCUUCGGAUUCAGCAAGGAUUACUCUGAUUGCUCUGUUCUGGCCUGCCCAAGACUGGUUCACAGAGGUACUGGAAUGAAUGGUGGACUUUCCAAGAUCCCUUCCACCAAGGAAGGAUUUGCUUAGACAACCCCACUUCGACAGGUAUCACAAAAACCUCCCCGCUCUCAGUCUGACUGGCUUCAGACUGUCCAAAGUCUUGUCAGAGCGAAAGGAUUUUCUUCUAAAGCUGCAAAAGCUAUUGCCAGAGCAAGGAGAUCUUCCACCUUGCGCGUCUACCAGUCGAAGGGGGAUGUCUUUCGUCGAUGGUGCAGGAAUCAGAAAGUUUCCUCUUCCAGUACCUCUGUGACCCAAAUUGCUGACUUCCUUCUUUUCCUCAGGGAAGAGUGUGGGCUAGCAGUCUCAACAAUCAUGGGUUACCGCAGUAUGCUAGCCACAGUGUUCAGGCACAGAGGCUUGAACAUUUCGGAUAACAAGGACCUUCAUGAUCUGGUCAGGUCUUUCGAAACCACUAAGAAAGGGUCCUCGAGAACACCCAGUUGGAAUCUCGACGUGGUUCUUCAAUUUUUGAGGUCUGGAAGAUUUGAGCCUCCUCAGUCAGCUUCCUUUAGGGACCUAACCAAGAAGUCCCUUUUCCUCAUGGCUUUGGCAUCCGCCAAAAUAUGAGUGAAAUUCAAGCCAUAGAAGGAAGAGUAGGCUUCAAAGAUCAGUCCGUGAUUUGUUCCUUCCUUCCCUCAUUCUUAGCUAAGAAUGAAAACCCCUCUAAUCCAUAGCCCAGGAGUUUUGAGGUGCAAGGUUUGUCUGCUCUCGUAGGGGAAGAGGCAGAAAGGGCUCUUUGCCCUGUUAGAAGCCUUAAGUAUUAUCUCAGAAGGAAGAAGCAACUUAAGGGCAAUAUGGACAACCUCUGGUGUUCUGUGAGGGACCCCAGUAGGCCCUUGUCUAAGAAUGCUCUGGCAUUCUUUUUGAGAAGCCUAGUUAAAGAAGCCCACGUAGCAUGUGACGAGGACCAGUUCAAGCUCCUUAAGGUUAAGGGCCAUGAAGUGAGGGCCAUUGCCACUUCAUUAGCCUUCAGCAAGAAUAUGUCAGUACAAAACCUUAUGAAGGCGACUUAUUGGAGAUGUAACUCUGUCUUCGCGAGCCACUACUUGAGAGACGUCAGGAUCACUUGUGAUAAGUGCUUUGCCUUAGGACCCUACGUAUCUGCAGAUUCGCUGCUGGGGCAGGGAGCUGAAACGUAUCCUUUUUAGUUUAGCUAUUUUUUAAUCCUAUUUGGUUUGUGUUUUUAUGGUCGGAUGAAAGAGGAUGCAGGUAGGCAUCUCUUUCGUGUCUUAGAUCAAACACGGGUUAGAUUGGUUAGGUGGUCUGGAUUGUUUUGGCUCCUUGUGAUAGUAGUGGACAGGUUCUGUCAUGUAAGCGGGCGAACCCCUUUGACAAGAUCCUACUUGGAUUCUGCCAUGUAACUGGAUGAGAAAUCCCUUUGGUAGAUCCGAAAAGUCUUUCAGCAACAGGUCACGCCCUCGCUGUAGCUCUUCAGGCAAUGCAGACUCAUAGACAGUAUCCAUGAAGUCUUCUGCCUAACCAGGUAAGAACCAAGGUUUUUAUAUCCUACAACAUGUGUUGUUUCCCUUUUCUAUAUUGUUUAGCUGUCUCUUACCCUCCACCAAGGUGCCAAUCAGCUAAGUAUAUAUCUGACAGGAAAGUUCAUGUACAAAAAUGAUAUUGUUAUGAUACAAUAAAGUUUUGUACAUACUUACCUGGCAGAUAUAUACGAUUAAUGGCCCGCCCAGCCUCCCCUCAAGAGACAGGUGGAAGAGAAAAUCUGAUUAGAAAACGGGAUUGGUUCAUACACCCGCCUCCCAGCGGUGGGAAGGGUAGACCACCUGACCUACCUGUCGCGUGUGCCGUGAGAUUUGAAAUUCUGUCGGGAACGUCGGAGACUAUAGCUAAGUAUAUAUUUGCCAGGUAAGUAUGUACAAAACUUUGUUUCAUAACAAUAUCAUUUUACAUACUAUUUUACCUCUGCAAUACUUGCUAUUCUGAUUGCUAGAUUUUUAGGCAUGUAUGUUGGUCUUGAUUGGUUUAGGGAAAAGGGAUUGAUUGAAUGCCAGAAAUAAGGAUAAAAUUAAUUUUUUCUCUUCU
Molecule: messenger RNA, 8685 nt
Organism: Macrobrachium nipponense
Lineage: Eukaryota; Metazoa; Arthropoda; Malacostraca; Decapoda; Palaemonidae
Product: serine/arginine repetitive matrix protein 1-like
Exons: 2
Coding region: 2859-4175 (438 amino acids)
Source: RefSeq, a predicted model, not a curated record